Molecule: messenger RNA, 2989 nt
Organism: Purpureocillium takamizusanense
Lineage: Eukaryota; Fungi; Ascomycota; Sordariomycetes; Hypocreales; Ophiocordycipitaceae
Exons: 6
Coding region: 498-2150 (550 amino acids)
Biological process (GO): fructose 2,6-bisphosphate metabolic process; fructose metabolic process
Cellular component (GO): cytosol
Molecular function (GO): ATP binding; 6-phosphofructo-2-kinase activity; fructose-2,6-bisphosphate 2-phosphatase activity
Source: RefSeq, a predicted model, not a curated record
CUUACCCGGGACGUUUUCUUUUUAACGAGGAGAAAGUCCCUCCGUUCCUACUUUUCCAAUUCAUGCCUACCGCUCAAAUCGGAUCCUUCAAUCUCCUCACCUGCCCCUCCUCGUCUCCCUCAGCCAUCCUUACAGUACGCUAUUGCUCUUAACCCGAUAGCCGAGUCCUGGUUAGCGGGGCGCUCUCUCCGACAACAUCCGACCUUCAACCUGGUUUAGCUGGCAUCCUAUCGUCAACCAGACUCUCAGCCAGCGGCUUUACGGACCGUCGAAGUGAUCAAAGACACCAGGGCGAGCCGUCAGAGCGCGAUCGAGCCCUGAAAAGCUCACGAAUCCACGGAUUUGGCGUGCGAUUCGCUUAUCAAGUCGGGGGUUUCCAGCGUUGGGCUGACCGCUCCGCCCCAGAGAGGUACAAGCUGGUGCAUGCUUGCCCAAGACAUUCAGCUCUCGCCCCCCCUUUCAUCCUCCUGACAAAGACUCCGCAAGCAAGAGUCGAGAUGGACACCUUACUCACCGCCGAGAUCGCGGCCAACGCGCCCCGGUACCGCCGCAAGAGCUCCACGUUCAUUGAUGGUAUUCACGACAUCCCCGAGGACCAGGAUAUGGCCCCCGCCCAGCUCUACAGCACCAUGUCUGGUCGACUGUUCCACUCAGGUCGGAUAGCCAUCGUUAUGGUCGGGCCACCAGCACGCGGCAAGACUCACAUUUGCGUGUCGCUCGCCAGGUACCUGCAGUGGCUCGGUGUCAAGACGCGCAUCUUUCACCUGGGCGACUACCGCCGCGCCACCAUCGGCCCCGGGGGCUCGGUGCCUGACGACUACUUCUUCCCAAAUGCCUCGCCAUCUUCCGUCAUCUUGCGGCAGAAGAUACUGAAGAAGUGUCGUGAAGACAUCUAUGCUUGGUUGAACCAUGAGAAUGGCCAAGUCGCUAUCUACGACGCGGUGAACCCCACCGCGAGUGGCCGACGCUCGCUCGCAAAGGAGCUGGCAAAGCAUGAUGUCCAGACCUUGUUCAUUGAGUCGUACGUGGACGACGAACGGAUUCUUGUCGAGAAUGCGAGAAACGUCAAGAUUUCAUCUCCAGACUUUGCUGGAAUGGACCCCGAUGAAGCGGCUCAGCUCUAUCUCAAGCGAAUAGAAAUGCGCAUUCCGAUGUUCGAGUCUAUGAACGAAGGCGAACUCAACUACAUCAAGAUGAUCAAUGCCGGUGCCAAAUUCUUUUACAACAACGUUAGCUUCAACUACUUGUCUCAUCGCAUCGUCUUUUAUCUCACCAACCUGCACAUCAAGUCGCGCACCACGUUCUUCGUUCGCGCGGGGACUACCGAGGAGGAGGACUCUUACAAAGCGGAUGCGCCGCUUUCGGAACUGGGCCGCCUCUACUCCCAGAAGAUGUCUGAGACGCUCCUGAGGCAUCGCGAACAGGAGCAGGCCGAGCGCAUUGAGAAGGGAGGUGUCCCAACACCGCUACGGCCAUUGACCGUCUGGACAUCGACGCGGAUGAGAACCGUCCAAACAUCCGAUUACUUGAAAGAGAAGGGAUUCAAGGUCCGUCAACGGUCACAGAUGAGCCAGAUCAACCCUGGCAUUUGCGAAAAGAUGUCAGAGCGUGUUAUUCGGCAAUUAUAUCCAGAAGAGGUGGAGAAGCAUGAGAUGGACCCCUACCACCACCGGUAUCCCCGUGCAGAGUCUUACCAUGAUCUUGCCGUGCGCCUCGAGCCCAUCAUCUUGGAGCUGGAGCGCGAGCAGAACGACCUCCUCAUCAUCGCCCACGAGUCAGUGCUGCGCGUCUUGUACGCGUAUUUGAUGCAUUGUUCCACCAUGGAAAUUCCCGCUCUCAAGUUCCCUCGGGACGAGAUCAUUGAAAUCAUCCCCGCGGCAUAUCAGAAUGAGGCGAAGCGUAUCCACAUCCCUGGCCUUGAUCCAUCCAUGGUGCCCGACAUUCCCGAUGAUGAGAAGAGCCCGGUACCCGGGGGCAGCCUCCCGGCGAGCGGACUGGUCAGCGGGCAUGGGAGCGUCCCCGGUAGCGGUCAGAUGAGUCCCAUCACUGGCGGGAUGAGUAGCCCUGCGGUCGCCCUGGAGCGGCCUCCGGAGAAGGUGAUCAACACGGCAAAGGACAUGGUGGCGGACAAGGUGGAUGACGAGGAUUAAGUAAUGAUGCACAAUGGACCUGUUUUACAAGCUGGCAAGGUGUAGGGGUAGGGGCUGGUGUAACCAAUAUGCAGUUAUGAGAGUGCUUUCCAGUCCGGUCUGGGCUGCAGCACGCAAGGACGGCUAUGAAGAAGUCGCCACGGCACAUGAUGUACUGUCUCGGGAUGCAGCCCUUUCCAUAUAAGGAGGGCUGGCGACAGCAGCACGCCAAGUACUAGGGGUCUCUUGCUCCGGCAAUCUGUGCGUCUCGAUGCGUCGUCGAGUACAGUUGGGGCCCGUCCCCCUUCUUCGUCAUGCGACGUGGCGCGCGCGCUGCGCCAUCCAUGUGCGUGCCCGCUCGUCUGACAUACAUGAACUCACGAAACGGCACACACAUUUCGCACCGCGCGGCAUGAAGGUACUGUGACGUGUGGUGACACGCACACACCGGCGCUCUGGAAACGACAAAUGCCGCCGCCACUUGUUGCCUUUGGGAUGGACAAGGGGGGAAAGGGGGGAGCUCCGUUUCUUCCUCGGGAGGGACAACAAUGACGACGACGACGGUAUGUGAACCCACCUUAGGGGGAAGGGCACGAUAUAGAGGUAGAAGGAGAAGUAUAGAACAUUGGUGGCCAGCCGCUGUGGGACGGCCGUCGGGAUGAGCUAGCUUUGCGGAGGACAGACCAGCCGGUCCAACCAGUUAGCCAGUCAGCGAGCCAUUGGCGCCAUGGCCAUGACCACGACUGCUAUUCACGGCCGGCCAUUUGUCAAGGAGGAGGAGGAGGAGGAGGAGCAGGAGGGCCUGUCCACGCAGCGGCAGGCAGGUAGGUUGCUUGGUAGGUAGUUAGGGCAGAGACGAG